AUGUACACGUUCAACACAGUGUUGAUCGUGUUUGCCGGUAUGUACCUGCUGUACCUGGUGUUUUACAUCCUCCAAUGCUCCGCGUCCUCGAGCAUUUCCUUCAACAGCAUGGGGUACCCCGUCGUGAGUGCCGCCGCGACCUUUUGGUGGUACAUCGCCCUCGCCCUUCAGAUCGCCGCCUUCGUCCUCUUCAUGGUCAUCCGCAUGCGGGUGCGCAAGGCGUUCCAAAUCCCCGGCACGCCCCUGGAAGACUGUGCGUGCUCGUUCUUCUGUUCGUGCUGCGUGCUAGCUCAAAUGGCCUCCCACACCGAAUCGUUUACCCCCAACCAAUGCACGUUCAGCCCCAAGGAUACGUUGCCAGGCUAUGAAUUUUAA
Molecule: messenger RNA, 375 nt
Organism: Aphanomyces astaci
Lineage: Eukaryota; Oomycota; Saprolegniomycetes; Saprolegniales; Verrucalvaceae
Exons: 1
Coding region: 1-375 (124 amino acids)
Source: RefSeq, a predicted model, not a curated record